Molecule: messenger RNA, 812 nt
Organism: Ipomoea nil (Japanese morning glory)
Lineage: Eukaryota; Viridiplantae; Streptophyta; Magnoliopsida; Solanales; Convolvulaceae
Product: reticulon-like protein B9
Exons: 5
Coding region: 56-715 (219 amino acids)
Source: RefSeq, a predicted model, not a curated record
AAUUCAAUUCAUUUCAGCAAACUUAAAAAAAAAAUAUUACUACAAAAAAAUAUAUAUGGCUACAUAUCCAUCUGAUUCUGAUGACUAUACAGCCCCCAACACUAAGUUGUUUCGUCGCGAAAGGCCUCUUUAUGAAGCUCUUGGUGGAGGAAAAGUUGCAGAUAUAUUGUUAUGGAGAGAUAGGAGAGUUUCAGGUGCAAUUUUAAGUGCAGUUGCAGGGGUUUGGUAUCUUUUUGAGGUUGUUGAGUACAACUUUGUCACUCUCUUGUGUCACAUCUUGAUCACCACAAUGCUGCUGCUCUUCAUCUGGAGUACAGGGGCACAUGUGUUGGGAUGGUCUCCCCCAAAGAUCCCGGAAAUGGUGUUCCAAGAAUCAACAUUCAUUCAUUUUGCCUCAAUCUUGCACAAAAACCUCAACCACUUCUUGCCAAUGUUUUUUGAGAUUGCCUGUGGAUAUGAUGCAAAGCUCUUCCUUGUGGCCAUGCUUUCCCUGUGGAUACUCUCAUUGAUUGGAAGCUGUAUUAGCACAUUGAAUCUUCUGUUUUUGGGCAUAUUGUGUGUGGAAACUCUGCCAAUUUUCUAUGAGAAGUACGAGGAAGAAGUGGAGGAUUAUGCUGGAAAAAUGUACAGACAGAUGAGGAAAAUGUACAAGAGGAUUGACAAUGAAUAUUUACGCAAAAUUCCAAGAGGACCAGUUAAGGAGAAAGAGACAUAGAAUGAAACAAAUUAAUUAAUUUAAUGUGUUGAUUCAACCAGAAAAUUACAAUGUUUUCGUGUAACUGUACCGAUUUUAAAUUGUCAAAAAAAAAAAA